Eutrema salsugineum is the source of this 2972-nucleotide messenger RNA. RefSeq names its product phosphoinositide phosphatase SAC5. Gene Ontology annotation, cellular component: intracellular membrane-bounded organelle. The record is from RefSeq and is a predicted model, not a curated record. The transcript has 16 exons. The coding region runs from base 292 to 2637 and encodes 781 amino acids. Gene Ontology annotation, molecular function: phosphatidylinositol-3,5-bisphosphate 5-phosphatase activity. Lineage: Eukaryota; Viridiplantae; Streptophyta; Magnoliopsida; Brassicales; Brassicaceae. Gene Ontology annotation, biological process: phosphatidylinositol dephosphorylation.
AUUAACAAGUCUUCUCUUCUCCGACCUGGUCACAUCCUCGACGGCUCCACUCUUUCUAUCUUCUUCAUCGAAUCGUCUUCGUCCGUCGUUAUCUUCUCCAUCUUCUUCUUCUUCUUCUUCUCAGAUUCCAAAAUUUUCCUCCUUCGAAAGUCGAUUUUUGAUUUCCUCGAAUCCCUCACGCUCUGUUCAUCUCGUCCGUUCGUCUGUUCCUCUGUAUCGACAGCUUCGAAAUCGGGGUCAAACCGGCUCCGAGAUUUCUUCAGGUUCGGAAUUUCAUAUUUUUUUGGUCUGAUGGGAUCGGAGCCUCGGGCUGACCCGAGGCCCCAACUUAUUGACUUGCCCGUUCUCCAGAAAUUCAAGCUCUACAGUACUCCCUCGAAUUUUUAUUUGAUUGGGAGAGACGAGAAAAAAAGCUUUAGGAGGAUUCUUAAGAUUGAUAGAACAGAACGAAACGAGCUAAAUUUAUUUGAAGAUCCUACAAGGUACACAAAUGCAGAAAUGCGCGAGCUUAAAAGAUGGAUAAGUCGAGGCAACCAGGAGUUUGGUGGGCUUAUAUCAGUCACAACUUGCUACGGAAUCAUUGGGUUUGUGAGAUUCUUGGAGCCCUAUUACAUGCUGCUGAUAACAAAAAGAAAGAAAGUGGGCGAGAUCUGUGGCCACACGGUGUAUGGUAUUGCAGAGAGUCAAAUGAUCGUGAUUCCAAAUCCUUCUAUUCAGACUAAAGUGGCUGAUUCUUUAGACGAGCGAAGGUACAAGAAGAUCCUUAGCAUGGUUGAUCUUAGCAAAAACUUCUACUUCAGCUACACAUAUCACCUCAUGUAUAGCCUUCAGAAGAACAUAUGCAACACUGAGAAAGGAAACACUCACGACAACACGAUGUUUGUGUGGAACGCUCAUUUAACACGCGGGAUCAGAAGGAUCCUGCAGAAUACCAUAUGGACAGUUGCAUUGAUUUACGGAUUCUUUCAACAGACUAAAUGUUUGGUAUCUGGUGAACAAUUUGUAUUCACUGUAAUUGCUCGGCGGUCUCGGCAUUAUGCUGGUACAAGAUAUUUAAGGCGUGGUGUAAAUAAUAUAGGCAGAGUAGCCAAUGACGUUGAGACAGAGCAGAUUGUUUCCAAAGUGGUUCCAGAGGGUCAGAAAAUACCGAUAACAUCAAUUGUGCAGGUUCGAGGCUCCAUACCCCUCUUUUGGUCACAGGAAACUUCUGUGUUCAACCCACAACCCGAGAUAAUACUAUACAAGAAAGACGAGAAUUAUGAGGCUACGCAACACCAUUUUGAGAAUCUAAGACAAAGAUAUGGGAAACAUAUAAUCAUUCUGAAUCUUCUGAAGUCAAGUGAAAGAAAGCGUCGAGAAACCAUUUUACGGGCAGAGUUUGCAAAGGCAAUCCUAUUUAUUAACAAAGAAGCAGGGAAAAAGAACCGUUUAGAACCAAUCCAUUUUGAUCUGAGCAAACACUACAGAAAUGGAGUUGAUGGUGCAUUCGCGCACUUAUGCAUCUUUGCGAGGAAAGCAUUGGGAUUUACCGACUUGUUUUUCUGUAAAGCUCCUUCAGGUAUAGGAGCUGAAGGAGUAAUCAAUGACUCUUUUCUCAAUAACACUCUUCCGACUCAAGAAGAGGAGGCAAGUAGUGUAGAUAAUGAAGCUUUGAAGUCGGAUAUAUUUAUGCUUCAAAAUGGGGUCCUGAGGACCAACUGCAUUGACUGCUUGGAUCGAACUAAUUUCGCACAGUACGCACAUGGACUGGUAGCUCUUGGGCAUCAGUUGCAUACAUUGGGAAUCUCAGGGCCCCCUAUCGUUGAUCUUAACAAUCCCUUGGCGAUAAGUUUGAUGGAAACAUACCAAAACAUGGGCGAUAUUCUUGCGCUUCAGUAUGGUGGCUCCGAAGCACACACCAAGAUGUUUAGUGAUCUGAGAGGUAAUCGAAACGUGGUGGAUAGGCCUCGUGAGAUCAUCAUAGCUUGGACUCGUCACUACAACAAUGCUUAUCAGGACAUCCAUAAGCAGAACGCCAUCAAUGUGUUUUUAGGGCAUUUCCGGCCUCAGUUGGGGAGUCCAGCAAUAUGGGAGUUAGAUCCUGACCAGCACGACAUCGGAAGAACUAAUUCUAACUUAGAUAUCGAAAAUACGAGGCCACUAAUUAGGAGAUCCUUUUCCGAUAACAUUCUCAUGGAUGGUGAUUUGAAUCUGGAGGAGCUGGCGCAAGAAAUUGCUCAGCCAUCACGAGAAGGGUUAAACGGUGGCAUCUCGGAAACCAAUUCAGAGUUUCCAUUCUAUGAAACUGAACCAACUUCUCUAAGCUUCAGCUCGGUUAUGCGCAAUGAAGAUCAUUUGAGAAGAACAGUAUCAAGCCAGAUGUUUCCAGGCAGUAGCUCUAAUUCUAAUUCCCACAUGCUCGAUGAUAUACCUGGUUUUUCACACUCAUACAAAACUAAAUUCACUCCGGCAGAAGAAAUAUUUGAACGUUACAGCUCAAUGUCGUCAGAUAACAUCUUCACCGACCUAGACGAAUCAGUCACUUCUACAACUAAUACAAACAUGAGUUCUGAGUACCCUCGAAGAGAUGUCCCUGAAAAUGUACCUGGCUUCUCCAAUGCUUUCACUCGGUGGGUUUUCUCCGGAAGAGCAUUGUAAAAGGUUUUUGGAGAAGAUAUUGUGUCUUGCAAGGGAAGGUAACGCUGGUUACUUGUCUCGUACGGCAUGCAUGGACAGUCAUAAUAAACAAAAAGAACUGAUUAACAGCCACAUCUUGUGAAUAUCCGACUCAGCUUUGUAAAAGUCCCGUUUUUUUUUUCUUAGCUAAAUUGAUUUCUUCUUUUUCUCAUCACACACCCACAAAGUUUGUUUUUUUCCCCGUAUAUAGAGGGUUUGGUUUUUUUUUUUUUCCGUAAUGUAUUACGGCCCAAUUCUUGAACCGCAAUAGAUUGUGUGAUUAAAUCAUGCCGCAUUGUAUUGAAAAAUUACCAACA